AUGGCAAGAGGACCCCCAUCACCACAGGCCAUCGUCCUCAUCCUCCUUCACUUCGUCUUCCUCGCGUCUACCGUGCUCGCUUAUCAGCCGCUCGACGAUGACUGGUUGCGCAACAUCACAUCGAGCGACGACGAGCUAGACCCCAAAACCGGCGCACUUCUCGCCCCCAUCCUCAUUCCUCGUGUGCCCGGCACGCCGGGUCAGGUCAAGACCCAGGCGCACUUUGUCAACUUCUUCAAGACGCAGCUGCCCAAGUGGUCCAUUCAAUGGCAAAACUCAACCGGGAAAACCCCUGCCACUGGCAACAAGGACAUUCCGUUCCAGAACCUCAUUAUCCGGAGAGAACCGCCCUGGACGAAGCCAGGCCAGACCAACUGGCUGACCCUCGUCGCCCACUAUGACAGCAAGAUCAAACCUGAUGGCUUCAUCGGCGCCACCGACAGCGCUGCGCCAUGUGCCAUGCUGAUGCACGUUGCGCGCUACAUUGACCCCUACAUCACCCAGAUGCAGGACGAGAUGGUCGGCCUCGGCGAGAGUGGUGGUACCCCGGCCAUGGACAUGGGCAUCCAGAUUCUCCUGCUCGACGGCGAGGAAGCGUUCGUGUCCUGGACUGACACCGAUUCUCUCUACGGAUCCCGGUCCCUCGCUACCGAAUGGGAAAAUCCCAACCCGGCCAUGUCUUACUACAAGAACCCCUUGGACCAAAUCAGUGUAUUCGUCUUGCUUGACCUCCUCGGUGCCGCCAACCCCUCCAUCCCCUCCUAUUUUACGCCAACCCACUGGGCCUACCAGAACCUCGCUUCUAUUGAAAACCGCAUGCGCAAGCUCCGUCUCCUCGAGUCCAAGCCCAAUGCACCUUUCCUGCCCGAUGGUGAGCUGAGCUCUAAGGAGCUCCGCGGCGGGUUCGUCGGCGAUGAUCACGAACCCUUCAUGGCAAAGGGUGUUCCUAUCUUGCACCUGAUCCCGACGCCAUUCCCGUCUGUGUGGCACACGAUGAACGAUGAUGGGGACCAUCUCGACAUGCCGACAGUGAGGGACUGGACCAAGAUCGUGACGGCGUUCGCCAUGGAGUGGCUAGACAUGAUGGAGCUGAAACCCGCCGACGCACAGAGGUGA
Messenger RNA from Verticillium nonalfalfae, 1116 nucleotides. RefSeq lists its product as uncharacterized. The record is from RefSeq and is a predicted model, not a curated record. Gene Ontology annotation, molecular function: glutaminyl-peptide cyclotransferase activity; zinc ion binding. The transcript has 2 exons. NCBI's taxonomy places the organism in Eukaryota, Fungi, Ascomycota, Sordariomycetes, Glomerellales, Plectosphaerellaceae. The coding region runs from base 1 to 1116 and encodes 371 amino acids.